AUGCUUACCAAGGUCGCUCUCCUCAGCGCUGCCGCCGCUGCCGCCGUCGUCUCCGGUGCUCCUCUGGAGCGCCGUGCCGCUCCCGGCCAGGCCGACAUCGACCUCGUCAUCCUCAACUACGCUCUUACUCUUGAGCACCUCGAGAACGCCUUCUACCGCGACACCCUCGCCACCUACGACGCCGCUGCCUUCAAGGCCGCCGGUUACCCCAAGUGGGUCCGCGAGCGUUUCGUCGAGAUCGGCGGCCACGAGAAGGCCCACGUCGACUUCCUGUCGAAGGCCCUCGGCGACAAGGCCACCCAGGAGUGCACCUACGAGUUUGGCAUCACCGACGUCAAGACCUUCGUUGCCACUUCCGCUCUUCUUGAGGGCAUCGGCAACAGCGCCUACCUCGGCGCCGCUGCUAACAUCACGUCGCCUGAGUACCUAACUGCCGCUGGCUCGAUUCUGACUGUCGAGGCGCGCCACUCGUCGUGGGUCAACUCGGCGGUGCAGAAGGGCGACGGAUUCGGCAAGCCGUUCGACACGCCGCUCAACUUCAACCAGACCUACUCGCUCGCCGCGCCGCUCAUCAAGAGCUGCCCGGACAGCAACCCGGCUCUGCCCGUCGUCGCCUUCCCCGCCGCCAAGGUCGAGGGCAAGGCGUGCCCCGGCAAGACGGUCACCAUCUCGGGCGAGGGCGUCCAGGCCGGCCAGUACGUCGCCGUCCUCUCGGGCCUCUCGACCUCGUUCGUCCAGAUCCAGGACGGCGGAAAGAUCACCCUCCCCGAGGACCUCGGAUACGGCCGCGCCUACCUCGUCGUCACCAAGAGCGAGAGCGUCUCGGACGACGAGGUCGUCGCUGGCCCCGCUGUCCUCGACGUCGAGCUCUCGGCCCAGAAGGCCGCCAAGAUCUACGCUCAGUAG
Pseudozyma flocculosa PF-1 is the source of this 906-nucleotide messenger RNA. RefSeq lists its product as uncharacterized. The transcript has 3 exons. Bases 1 to 906 code for a protein of 301 amino acids. The record is from RefSeq and is a predicted model, not a curated record. NCBI's taxonomy places the organism in Eukaryota, Fungi, Basidiomycota, Ustilaginomycetes, Ustilaginales, Ustilaginaceae.